Momordica charantia (bitter melon) is the source of this 3179-nucleotide messenger RNA. RefSeq names its product Early-responsive to dehydration stress protein (ERD4). Gene Ontology annotation, cellular component: plasma membrane. The record is from RefSeq and is a predicted model, not a curated record. Gene Ontology annotation, molecular function: calcium-activated cation channel activity. Lineage: Eukaryota; Viridiplantae; Streptophyta; Magnoliopsida; Cucurbitales; Cucurbitaceae.
GGGGUCAAUGGGCGAUCAACAAGGCUCAUGGCCUAGGUUGGUGACCUCCAUUGCACUUCGGAGGGGUGCCCGCCUAAGGUCUGCCCAAAGUGGCAGAGCCUACGUCAUAAUUUGUGGCAGCGGGGGCCUGCGUUCGCGCGGCCCCUACAAAUCUAGUUCAACUUUGCCCUAAUCAGGAUGUUAAUUUUAUAAUUAAACCUAUCUUGUAAUUGAUUGUCGGUUGAACUUGUCAAUACUUCUUGCGUAAUCCCUAAGCUAACGUGUAAUUUGUUUCUUUCAAAGUAAGUCAAAAUUUACAGAUCGCGCGCUUUUCGAUAAAUUAUCACGGUACCAUCCAAGUUCUCAAUUCUCGAAAAUCGAGUGAAGUGUGAUUAGUUUAUGUUUAAGCUAAUGAACUGGAAUUAGAGUAGGGAAUCUUCGUCAACGUGUUGCGGGAUGAUGCUUUAUGUAUGCUCUAUUGAGUUCGGAUUCCAUUCUUGCUGAAGUUAGCUUUUCCAGACUGCUGGAGUUCAUGCGUGCAUUUGAUUAGUUGUUGAACCGGAAAUCUUUCAAGUCCAAAGCAGUUCUUCUUUGCAAGUGCAGAAAUAGUGCGCGGAGAUAUUUGUGGAUAUCUUAUUUGGUCUCCUGAAACUUGGGUUUUUAGUUCAGCGGCAGUAUUCUCGAUUGCUUUUCUGCGGUUCGGUGUUCUACUACUAUUAGCAUAUCGUUGUCGAUGCUUCAAAUUUUACUUCUGGAGCAAUGAUUGUUUCUGCACUCCUGACGUCUGUGGGAAUAAAUUCUGCCUUAUGUUUGUCGUUCCUCGUGCUGUAUUCUAUAUUGAAGAAACAACCUGCUUACUAUGGCGUCUACAUACCGCGUUUGGUGGCUGAAGGAAAAACUAAACAGAGAGAUGAUUUCAAUCUAGAAAGACUAAUACCCUCUCCCAAUUGGGUGAAAAAAGCUUGGAUGCUUUCUGAAGAGGAGCUUUUGUCAUCUUCAGGCUUGGAUGCUGUAGUUUUUAUGCGAAUUGUAACUUUCAGUUUUAAAGUGCUUUUAUUUGCUGGGGUCAUUGGAAUCUUUGUUCUUCUUCCAGUGAACUGCUCAGGAGAUCAACUCGAGGAUGUUGACCUUGUUAAUAUUUCAAAUAACUCCCUGGAUGUAUUUACUAUUUCCAAUGUAAAAGACGGAUCACAUUGGUUAUGGAUCCACUUUUCAGCUGUGUAUCUUAUCACUGCAUAUAUCUGCUGUCUACUUUAUUAUGAAUACAAGUAUAUUUCUUCAAGAAGGAUUGAAUAUUUUUGUUCAUCCAAGCCUCUGUUUCAUCAGUUUACCAUCUUAGUUCGGGCAAUUCCUGCAUCUGCUGGGGGAAGCAUCAGUGACAGUGUUGAGCAUUUCUUCACCGAGUACCACCCUUCAACUUAUCUGUCUCACACAGUUGUCCGUCGAACAAGCAAACUUCGAGGUCUCAUUAAUGAUGCAAAAACAAUGUAUGGAAGACUCGGCCACUUACAAUCGAAUCUCACUCAAAUACAACCUAACCGCGGCAGUUGUUUUGGAUUGUUUAGACGGAAGGAUGACCUUGUUGAUCGAUAUGAAAGAAGGUUAGGAGACAUUGAACAGCGUCUGAGAUUGGAACAAUCGGAGGUUUCAUUGGCUGGAAAAGAAGUUCCAGCUGCUUUUGUAUCCUUCAAGUCACGCUAUGGUGCUGCAAUUGCUAUGCACAUGCAACAGUCGGAUAAUCCCAUUCAUUGGGUGACAGAGCGAGCUCCUGAGCCUCAUGAUGUAUAUUGGCCUUUCUUUUCUUCAACAUUUAUGCAAAGAUGGAUUUCUAAGCUGGGAGUUGCGGUUGCAUGUUUCCUUCUUACUAUACUAUUUUUCAUACCAGUUCUCGUAGUGCAAGGACUGACUAACCUUAACCAGUUGCAAACCCGGUUUCCCUUUCUUAAAGGCUUUCUUACCAUAACAUUCAUUAGUCAAAUCAUAACAGGAUAUCUUCCUAGCCUUAUCCUUCAAUCCUUUCUGAAGAUGGUGCCCCCUGUUAUGGAAUAUCUCUCAUCCAUUCAAGGAUAUAUUUCUUUAAGUGAAAUAAGAAAGAGUGCAUGUUUUAAAGUAUUGUGGUUCACUAUAUGGAAUAUUUUCUUUGCUUCUGUCUUCUCGGGAACAGCUCUGUUUCAACUUUCAAUGGUCUUUGAGCCAAAGACCAUUCCUAGGAGGCUUGCUGUGGCAGUUCCUGCGCAGGCCUCAUUUUUCAUUGCUUAUGUUGUCACAUCGGGAUGGACGAGCUCGCUAUCGGAACUUAUCAACCUCUUCCCUCUUAUUCGUAGUCUUGUUACAAAACCUUUCAGUGGAAAUUCAGAUGAUGAACAAGAAGUUCCAUCCAUUUCUUACCACAGUGACAUUCCGAGAACUCUUUUCUUUGUACUUCUUGGUGUCACAUAUUUCUUCCUAGCUCCACUUAUUUUGCCCUUCCUUCUUGUCCACUUCAGUCUUGAAUACAUAGUUUAUCGCAACCAGUUCAUCAAUGUGUAUGCACCCAAGUAUGAAACUGCGGGGAGGUUUUGGCCUAUUGCGCACAGUUGCAUUAUAUUUUCUUUAGUACUCAUGCAUGCUAUAGCUGUGGGAAUAUUCACACUGAAGAAGCUCCCUCUGGCAUCAAGUUUAUUGGUUCCUCUCCCAAUUUUAACGCUUCUUUUUAAUGAGUACUGUCGGAAACGCUUCCUACCCAAUUUUUCAGCUUACUCUGCAGAAACUUUGAUAAAGAAGGAUAGAAAAGACGAGAAUGAUCCUGCAAUGGCUGAAUUUCUAGACAAUUUGGUCACUGCAUAUAGUGACCCGGCCUUGAUGCCUGUAAGUUUCACUGCAAAUUCCGACAGUCUCAGCCGCCCGCUGAUGUCUCCAGAAGAUUAAAGAACUUUGAUGGAUAAAUCUUUCAGUAAUUGGUGGUGAUGUGUAUUACUAUGUACGUUUAUAGCCAGUUUCCAUAUAAUCAGGUUAGGUAAACUUACCUGCUCUUUAGUUGAUAGAGAAUGUUAUUAAACCUUUGAGUACCACGGAUGUUUUGGAGUUUCUGUAACAUAUCACCAAUUGAAAGAAUAAAAAGCCUAAGUAUUAGAGGCUGGGGUGAAGGUCUGAAACAUAAAGUAGAGUUGAAAAUUGGAAAGAAAUUGAGUUUUUAUUUUAUUUUAUUUUAUUCAUAGUCC